This is a messenger RNA of Penicillium macrosclerotiorum, 4014 nucleotides long. Its product is annotated as CHAT domain-containing protein. The record is from RefSeq and is a predicted model, not a curated record. Bases 1 to 4014 code for a protein of 1337 amino acids. The transcript has a single exon. NCBI's taxonomy places the organism in Eukaryota, Fungi, Ascomycota, Eurotiomycetes, Eurotiales, Aspergillaceae.
AUGGACUUUGAACAUUUUAUCGACCUCUGCGGUCGAUCUCUUUUCCCAGAGGAAUAUAGAGGUGAUUUAGAUGCGGCAUGGGACUAUCUGCAGCAGUCGCGGCCGGACACCGAACCACUCGAUGAACCGGCUGUUCAUGCGGAUUAUCUCAGAUGCUCAGCCAUAUACUCGAUUUUAGUAGGGCGACUUAGCGAUGCCUACCGCAGUCUUGAAACGCUAAAGGAAAUUUUGGAUAAAGUACCUCAAGAAUGGGGACUACGGUACACAAAUUACAAAGUUCUGACCGACUAUACCCGUCGAUAUCCUCCAAAUGUUCGCUUUUAUCACGAACGGGCAAGACCCGUGAAUCUCACGAUGCUAAGCAACAUCAUUGGCCCUAAUGAAAUAACUGAAACUUUUAUGGCGAAUGUCCAUAAAUACCUUCCACUCGGUAUCCCUCGCGACCAAGGCCUGUGUCAGAUUCUGGGUGCGGUGCAGUGGUUUCCUAUUCAAGCCCGGAAUAUGACGGCGAAAUUUCAUCCCCUCUCCCCAGGUGGACGAGCUGGACUGUCAGAGGAAGACAUAGUGCCUUUGAUCGCAGAACAAUCUAAAAACUUACUCAAAUAUCGUACCAUGGCUGAAAAGUACGAUAUGAUGGGCAUAGCAGCAUACCUGACCCGUCUUAUCGUGGAGUUUCAUCUCACGAGUCAGAGCCCGGCUGCAACUACAGAGAUGGAAGGUCUCUUUCAACGAUAUCAAACAAUUAAUGACCCCGUGGGAAUGGCCAAUUCCAAAAUUUUAGAAGCCGAUAAUCUGCUCAGUCCUCCUUUCGCAAGUCCACUCUCAUUGAAUCUGAUUGUUGUCGAUGUGACUUCUGCGGACAUGAAUGACAUUCUCUGGGACCCUAUUGAGUUUGAUUUGGCCUUUGAAUACUUACCAAGGGCUAAAGAGCUCUAUGAAGAAGCCCUCCUUCUUUUCCAAGCAGCUGGAUGUAGACGUGGCCAAGCAGCAGUUUUGCUUAGACAAGCAUGUUGCUUGCAUAACCUUGCACGACACCAGCGACAGUCUAAUAAACAAAUUCUCGGGAUACUAGGAGACUCCGAAGCAAAACUACAGCAGUCUUUCCAGCUUUUUGGGAAAGACGAGGCAAAUCUCCAAAUUGUUAAAAGCCAUCAAAUUAUGGUGGACAUCACCAAAGGAAACCCCCACAACGUGAAAAGUAUUGCAAGAAAUAUUGGCCUUUGGGCUGUUGAAGCACAGAACGAGUCGAUGGGACAUUUCAUCGGCAUGCUUCUAUCACGAUAUGCUCAUCAGGAAUGGUUCAAAUAUUCCAAUAUGGACACAGCCUUGACAGCAUUGGAAUGCGCCUACGAAGUCUUCGAGACUCUAGGGGAUAUCGUUCCUCUUUUUCAAUCUAUAGUUUCACGGGCAAAUGUGCAACACGAAAUGUUUAAUAGCAACGCCGCCCGGAUUCAUAUUGAGGAAGCACUUUCGAUCGUGGACCGUGUCCGCGAAUAUUUUGAUGAAAAGAUCAAGUCUGCCCCUGAUACACCCUUAGGGAAGGCAGAUCGAGCAACGUUAAGCACAAGCAAAUUUACUGCCCUCUGGACCUUCAGCCGCAAAGUAGGCAACAUUUAUAUUCGUAUUGAAGACCUGCAAGGGUUUAAUGAUUGGAAUAAGAAAUUCUUUCAUUGGGUCGAGCAUGAGGAGAGCUUUCGAGAAUUUCGGGAAAGGCUGGAUGAUUACUACAGCGAGGAGCAUCCUCAUUUUGGGCAUGCAUUUUCGCAAAAACAAGUGAAAGAACUUUGGCGAACCAAUCUGAUUGAUGAUGUGGCUAGAGUCCAUUUUGCUUCUGCGGAGCUUACGUAUCGGCGUUUGCUGGACGAUGGAGACAUAAUGGAGGCAGAACAAAGUCUCCGCAACUUUGUGAACAUGUCAGUGGACUUCGAAAAGUUCUAUUCCAGAGAUCUAUAUCGUAUUCUGGCAUGUGAGCGUAUUGGAGACAGUUCCAAAGCUCGUGAGAUUAUGGGCACGAUUGACGAUAACCAGCUCUUUAACGACAUGCUCGAAGGUUUCUUGAAUGGAGAGGGCGUCCGUCAUUUUUUCUCGACAUUAGCAGAGAAUGCCCUAACUUUUACUAUUUAUGCUGGAGACCAGGCGAGGGCUCGUCAUAUUGUCGAUCUUAUCAUUAAAAUCGCGCCCACCUUUUUCGAAUCUAUGAAUGAAAGUGCCUUGGACUAUUCUUUCCGACUUGGUCACUUUGGGACUAUCAUGAAAGAGGAGGAGCCCCUCAAGUCCUUCUCUAAGCUCCUUGAGUGUCGCCAGAUUAUUGAGGUCCGUCGCAUUCAGACAAAAGACUUGGACGCCCGUAUCGGUAACUCGGCAGCAGGAUGGGGCAGUGAAGUUUUCCUCAAUCUCGCUCGAAUCUGCCUGGAUUGCAACCAGUCAAAUCUUCCGCUUAGUAUACUAUCUGGAUAUGAACUCGGUCACUUUGGGGAUAUCUCAUGGAUUGAGCAUGCAUUGUUGUUUGUUGAGAUGGGUAGAGCUCGGUCGGUUCUCGAGUCUUUGCAGGCACAAGCGAGUCAAUCCAAAGGGAUGCCAGGGGUUCCUGAAACUGCAGAUCUAUCGGAAGCUGUACAAAAAAGGCGACUCCUACGAUCACUUCUUGCCUUGAAAACCUUGAGUCCUGAACAAGAGAAAGAAGUUUCACAGCUUGGCCAAGAGAUCAAAGCAUUGGAAAAGGAUGGAGCCAUAUCUUCUGCAACCGCCUUCAUCGAGACAGUCAACUCCACGAUUGAACCAAAACUGCUAUACCAAAGUAUUGACCACAACUCUGUUGUUAUUGAAGCCACCUUCAGCGCACGAGGCUUUAUUGCAUUUGCAGUAACUCGAGACGGGAUACAGAAAACACAACGAGGAACUACUCGUAAUGUCGAUAUCCGAAGACCGGUGAUGCAGGCCAUGAAGAUCAUGAGGGAAAUGACGGGCUACCUUGGAGAGGAGGAAGAGGCUCGCAAGAGAACCCUCAAUGAUCUUUCGAGGGAUAUUUCCGCUGUGGUGUUAGAACCUUUCGCUGACACUGUUCGCACUAAAUCGCACGUCAUAUUUUCUGUUUCGGAUCCGAUGACUGCGUUUCCCUUUUCGAUACUCUUAUUCGACGGGAAACCACUAAUUAUGCAUGCCGCAGUCUCUCAAGUUCCAAGUCUGACUGUUUUGCAUUAUCUUUCCCAAAGAAAGUCGGAAUCCCGUGCGCCAACAAUAUCGGUUCUAGCGAAAUCCCCUACCGAAGGACCGCCAGAACCACUGGAGCCAACUAGAAGCAACAAAGAAGUCAACUUGCACAUGGCGGGCAUUGAGGCAGUCAAUAUAGCUCGAUUAUUUGCUACAUGGCCAAUUGAAGCAUCCCAUAUGACUAGGAAAAGCUUUCGUGAAUACGUCGAGGGAGACUCAUUGAUCAUGCAUAUCGGGACUCAUGGAGAUGUUAACCAUCGCAAUCCUCUCCUCUCAUCCAUUUCGAUUGGAGACGGAGAGCAGUUCCGCGUGGCCGACAUGUUUGCAAUUCGAAGCCGCGUGAACCUUCUGGUUUUUGCUGCGUGUCUCAGUGGACUUGGCAAGGCCACUAUUGGCAGUGAAGUUCUGGGGUUUUCUCAUGUGGUUCUAAGCACUGGAUGUCAGGCUUAUAUUGGAUCUCUUUGGAAAGUGAGCGACUUUGGUUCCAUGUUAGUUAUGACCUUUUUCUAUCGGCAUCUGAAAAGCGACCCCCACCUCGCCGUGGCGGAGAUUAUGCGAAAGGCGCAGAUUGAUAUUUUACAACUUGAUGGAGAAAAAGCUAGUUUAUUUCUCGAUGAUAUGCUGGAUACUUGGACCUCCAGCGGGCAUGAGGGACAGAGUCCAGCGGAAUUUGUGCCCGACGCAGAGUUUCUUCUCUUGACAUUGAAGAUGAUUCUCAACCAGUUGGACUGGACCAGCCCCUUUUACUGGGCACCGUUCACUUUAGUGGGAUAUGGAGGAUUGCGUUUUGUGCAUGAGGACUAG